Arabidopsis arenosa is the source of this 3963-nucleotide messenger RNA. NCBI's taxonomy places the organism in Eukaryota, Viridiplantae, Streptophyta, Magnoliopsida, Brassicales, Brassicaceae. The record is from the annotation of a GenBank genome assembly.
AAGCAAACCCAUGAUUUUACUUUUAUCAAUUUACCUCCUUUUUCAGGUUUUUUUAUGAACUGAUUAAGCCAAAACAAUGGUUUGGGUUUUGGUUCUAUUGAGCUUCAUUGUCCUUUGUGGUGAUGGGAUUAUUUCAGAGGGAGCUGCUUCAAGGCCUCGUUAUGUUGAUGUUGGAGCAAUAUUCAGUUUAGGGACUUUACAUGGUGAAGUUACAAAUAUUGCCAUGAAAGCUGCAGAGGAAGAUGUCAAUUCUGAUCCUAGCUUCCUUGGUGGAUCAAAAUUGCGUAUAAUGACGUAUGAUGCCAAGCGUAAUGGAUUCCUCACCAUCAUGGGAGCAUUGCAAUUCAUGGAGACUGAUGCUGUGGCUAUCAUUGGUCCUCAGACAUCAAUAAUGGCUCAUGUUCUGUCUCAUCUUGCAAAUGAGCUUAGUGUGCCUAUGCUGUCAUUCACGGCUUUAGACCCUAGCCUAUCGGCGCUCCAGUUCCCGUUCUUUGUCCAAACAGCACCUAGCGAUCUCUUUUUGAUGCGUGCCAUUGCGGAAAUGAUAAGUUACUACGGUUGGUCAGAGGUGGUUGCAUUGUACAAUGAUGAUGACAACAGUAGAAACGGUAUAACAGCCUUAGGCGAUGAGCUCGAAGGAAGGCGCUGCAAGAUUUCAUACAAGGCUGUGCUUCCUUUGGAUGUGGUGAUUACGAGUCCUCGUGAGAUCAUUGAUGAGUUGGUUAAGAUUCAAGGGAUGGAAUCUCGGGUUAUCAUUGUGAACACUUUCCCUAGAACAGGUAGGGUGAUCUUCGAAGAAGCCCAGAAGCUUGGCAUGAUGGAGAAAGGCUAUGUUUGGAUAGCUACAACUUGGUUGACUUCUCUGUUAGAUUCAGUUAACCCGUUGCCUUCCAAGAAUGCUGAAUCUCUUAGAGGAGUGCUCACUCUUCGUAUUCACACGCCAAAUUCAAGAAAGAAAAAAGAUUUUGUGACACGGUGGAACAAGUUGAGUAAUGGGACUGUCGGUUUAAACGUUUAUGGACUUUAUGCUUAUGAUACUGUCUGGAUCAUUGCUCGAGCUGUUAAGACACUUCUAGAUAGCGGAGCUAAUAUUUCCUUCUCGAGCGACCCAAAGUUAACCAGCAUGACGGGAGGAGGGUCACUGAAUCUAGGUGCAUUGAGCAUAUUUGACCAAGGAUCACAAUUUCUUGAUUAUAUUGUGAAUACAAACAUGACUGGUCUUACAGGUCAAAUACACUUUCUUCCUGACAGAUCAAUGAUACAGCCCUCAUAUGACAUCAUAAACGUGGUUGAUGACGGGUUUAGGCAGAUAGGGUAUUGGUCUAACCAUUCUGGGCUCUCUAUUUUACCUCCAGAGUCACUAUACAAUAAGCCUUCAAAUCGUUCGAGCUCAAACCAACAUCUGAACAAUGUGACUUGGCCUGGUGGGACUUCUGUGACACCACGUGGAUGGGUUUUUCCUAACAACGGGAGAAGAUUGAGAAUCGGUGUACCCGAUAGAGCAAGUUUCAAGGAAUUUGUGUCAAGGGUGGAUGGAAGCAACAAAGUGCAAGGGUAUGCCAUUGAUGUCUUUGAAGCUGCUGUAAAACUGAUUUCUUAUCCGGUUCCUCAUGAGUUCGUCCUUUUUGGAGACGGUCUCAAGAACCCAAACUUCAAUGAAUUUGUCAACAAUGUCACUACCGGGGUAUUUGAUGCUGUUGUAGGAGACAUAGCUAUUGUUACAAAACGAACAAGGAUUGUGGAUUUCACUCAGCCAUACAUAGAAUCAGGGCUUGUCGUGGUUGCUCCUGUCACAAAGCUAAACGAUACUCCGUGGGCGUUCUUACGCCCUUUUACACCUCCAAUGUGGGCUGUUACAGCAGCCUUUUUCCUCAUCGUUGGAUCAGUAAUAUGGAUUCUUGAACAUAGAAUCAACGAUGAGUUCCGCGGACCUCCAAGGAAACAAAUUGUUACUAUUCUCUGGUUCAGCUUCUCCACGAUGUUUUUCGCCCACAGAGAGAACACAGUGAGCACACUCGGUCGUGCUGUGCUGCUGAUCUGGCUAUUUGUGGUACUGAUUAUAACUUCAAGCUACACAGCGAGUCUUACAUCGAUUCUUACAGUGCAACAGCUAAACUCACCGAUCAGAGGAGUAGACACACUCAUCAGCAGCAGUGGACGAGUUGGGUUUCAGGUAGGUUCUUAUGCGGAAAACUACAUGAUUGAUGAGCUUAACAUCGCCAGAUCCAGACUUGUACCACUCGGCUCUCCUAAAGAAUACGCUGCAGCUCUUCAAAACGGAACUGUUGCUGCAAUUGUCGAUGAACGCCCUUACAUUGAUCUCUUCCUCUCGGAAUUUUGCGGAUUUGCCAUUAGAGGCCAAGAAUUCACCAGAAGUGGCUGGGGAUUUGCAUUUCCAAGAGACUCUCCAUUAGCAAUCGACAUGUCAACCGCGAUCUUAGGUCUAUCUGAGACGGGACAGCUUCAAAAGAUUCAUGACAAGUGGCUUUCAAGAUCCAACUGCAGUAACCUGAAUGGUGCAGAGUCAGAUGAGGAUUCAGAACAGCUUAAACUCCGUAGCUUCUGGGGAUUAUUCCUUGUGUGUGGGAUCGCUUGUUUUAUCGCUCUUUUCAUCUACUUCUUCAAGAUAGUCCGCGACUUCUGGCGCCACAGCAAGCCUGAGGAAGAAGCUACAGUACCUUCACCAGAAAGUUCACGUUCUAAAACAUUGCAGAGAUUUUUAGCUUAUUUUGAUGAAAAAGAAGAAGAAACCAAGAGAAGGUUGAAGCUUCCAUUAAUGGCGACCAUUUGUUUUCAAUCUCCUUCAAAACCCAUUUACAAUUUUCAACCAAAAUUUAAACUUUCAUCGCCGGUAAUCACUAAAGUCUCUGCCUUUAAACCCAGAGCCUCCGUACAAUCAAAAAGCCUUGUCAUCGUCACCGAGCCAGAGCCAGUUUUCACCUCCGUCAAAACUUUCGCUCCGGCGACUGUUGCGAAUUUAGGUCCAGGCUUUGACUUCUUAGGAUGCGCCGUCGAUGGUCUCGGUGACCACGUCACUCUCCACGUGGAUCCCACCGUUCGUAACGGAGAGAUCUCAAUCUCUGAGAUCACCGGAACAACGACCAAACUCAGCUUUGAUCCACACCGGAAUUGCGCGGGAAUUGCAGCUAUGGCGACGAUGAAGAUGCUUGGGAUCAAAUCGGUUGGCUUAUCGUUAGCUUUGCAUAAAGGACUUCCUUUAGGGAGUGGUUUAGGUUCUAGCGCGGCUAGCGCCGCCGCAGCAGCUGUGGCUGUUAAUGAAUUAUUCGGCGGGAAAUUAGGUAACGACGAGCUAGUUCUCGCCGGAUUAGAAUCGGAAGCUAAAGUCUCAGGCUUUCACGCUGAUAACAUUGCGCCGGCGAUUAUUGGUGGAUUCGUUUUGAUUAGAAGCUACGAGCCACUUGAUUUAAAACCCUUGAGAUUCCCACCGGAGAAAGAUCUCUUCUUUGUUCUCGUUAGCCCUGAUUUCGAAGCUCCAACUAAGAAAAUGAGAGCAGCAUUGGCCAAAGAGAUUCCGAUUGCUCACCAUGUUUGGAACAGUAGUCAAGCGGCGGCGUUAGUGGCGGCGGUUUUGGAAGGUGACGUGGAGAAUCUCGGGAAGGCGCUUUCUUCGGAUAAAGUAGUGGAGCCGAAGAGAGCACCAUUGAUUCCGGGAAUGGAAGCUGUGAAGAGAGCUGCUUUAGAAGCUGGAGCAUUUGGUUGCACCAUAAGUGGAGCUGGUCCAACGGCGAUUGCGGUUAUCGACACGGCGGAGAAAGGUUACGAGAUCGGGGAGAAAAUGGUCGAAGCAUUCUUGAAGGUCGGAAACUUGAAAUCUAUUGCUUCUGUGAAGAAACUUGAUAAAAUCGGAGCUAGACUUAUCAAAAGUAUGUAAUUUUUCUGAGUUUUACGGAUUUUUCUACGGAUUAUGCAAAUGGUAAAUGAUAAUAAAGAGAUUCGUAAUUG